ACAAACUAUCGAGAUUGUAUAAACGGAGCUGCCUGAAAGCUUACUGGGUGGAUCCUAGCUUGUUCGGAAUCCGGUUACGACUACCCGAUCGGCAUCUAGUUCAUAGCUUCAAGGAUGGGCGUCUUUGAGGAAGAUCUCUUCGAAUUCUCGUUCGAACACCAUGGACACUGUCCAAGAGAAUACAACAGGGAUCAUCAGUUCGCUCCGAAUAAAUCAGCCUUCACCACUCAUCCGCUUCUGGGCGAACGAUGGAAGGAUUUUCAGCCGGAACUAGGUUCGAGCUCGAGAAACGCUUCUGGUCCUGGGCAGCUACCAGUCCCCAACGAAAGCACAGCCGAACCAGCCGGUUCGGCAUCGAUCAGCCAGUCGACUGCCCCAGAACCGAGCCGCGUUCAUUCGGCACCACAGCUUCGCCAUGCUGAUCAGGAGGAUCGAUCAAAGCUGAAACGCACUCUCGCCGUAACGGAGGUUCUUACCCCUACGAAAAAACUGAAAACCGAAAGUCAUACGGAAACAGCUUCGCCCUCAGGAGUCGAGGUCGACCAGGAGUACCGAUCCCAAUGUACGACCAGAUUCGAUCCGAGAUUCUUGACGAUCCAAGUUAAGGAUGGAUCAUCACUCACCUCGGAUCGCUUGGACACUCAUGUUAAGAAGUUUGAAAAGAGCACACCGCUUCGGGAUUGCCAGCGGCUCCUGUUUCGCCAAACGCUCAAGCAACCGAAGGAGAGCGCUUAUUCAGAUCUCCUCGUGCCGCUUUUGGAAUUCGUUGGAAACCUGUUCUACGGCGGCCAUGCUAGCGGCGUGGUAGAGAAUGGCGGUCAUAUACUCAAAAAGGAUGACCAAUUGUCAAGCGACGAUGCUCAUCUCGACUGGAAGAAAGGCGAGUCCGACUGCAAGCCUGACAUCGUCAUCACGCAAGGAGAAAGGAACGAUAGAGAGCGAAACAGAGUCAUAAAAGAAUUCGAGCACUUGCGCACCUUUCGCCUGGCCAAACGUACCAUCGAAAUCAAACGUCUUCCCAGAGCAGAGUUCGCGAGCCAUUACCCGCCGACUUCAAACGAAAAUACGGUACCUCGGGUAAUGAAAUAUCUAGGUGCUACUGUGAGAAACCGUCCGCUAUCGGGAAGAGUCUUUGCCUUGAGCAUCUGUGGUCCUGCGGUACGGUUAUGGACUGCAGACGCAUCCAGCUUCGCGUCAUCGCGAGUGUACAGCCUACUCGAACCCAAGGAUUACCGAGAACUCUUGAUAAUCCUGGCGUUCUUCCUCUAUCCCGGAGAUCGAUACGAUCAGCGCUGGACGCCGUCCCGGAAGUUUCGAACACGCUGCCAUCAGACGAAUCAGACGGAGGACGUCCAAGUCGGGCCCGCCACUCUACUUGAGGUCAGGUCGCCGCUAUUUGGAUCACGCACGACGGUUUGGAGAGCCGAGCAGAUGGGCGCGAACUCGCCCCAGCCUUCCGCUCCUCCAGUGCAGCCAGGACUGCCGUUAGGCACAAACGAUGUCUCCGAAACUGGCACCUCGGACCGGAGGAGGAGCGCCCGGAUCGUCUCCUCACAGGGGCCAAUCAGGUCGGAAUCGCUUGACAAAGACGAAUAUGUCAUUAAAGCGACAUGGCUCACCCCAGACCUCGUUCAUCAUGAGGAAACGAUGCUCCAUCUUUUACAUACAGGGGCGGCCGUUUCCUUGCAGCCGCUUGCGUCGAGCUGUGUGUCGGAACAGGUUAGAAGCCACAUUCCCAAACUGGUUGGGACGGUCGAAGAUGAGAAACUGAAGGAAUGGGCGACAGUGGAGAUCGUGGGCCAGGAUGCAGCGGAACCCGCACGUCCCCCGCUUCACCUAUCUAUCUUGGUAACGACAUGCCGCAUUGGCAGGAGGUUGCCCAUGGUCGUAUUGACAACCGACAGGUUUAGUUACCGCAACUAUGGUCAAGUCUUCCUCGGCAUAGUCGAGUGCCUUUGGUUCUCCGCGAGCAAAGGAAUACACUACCGCGAUCUCAACCUAGGAAACGUGAUGUGGCGCUGGCUCCCGGACGGCAAGACGGUCAUAGCGUGGCUUGUCGAUUGGGGAAAUGCUCGUUACCUGCAAGCACCCCGUGCGGCCUCGAGUCGCGAGAGGACCUUGCACGAGACCAUCAAGCUGGCAGAGGACGAUGGUAGAUCGGCCAACCCAUAUUUUCAAUCGUUGCCGUGUGCCGGUGCCAGAAAAUUAAGGGAUGAUUACAUGAGACUAGCUUCAGAUUAUUCGAACGCCGAGGAGACAGCUAGAACCAAAGGUAUCGACCCAAGGGUCUACAAACCUUGCAUUCACAUUCAAAGGAAUAUCCAGCGCAAACUCGACGAAGCGAGACGAGCCUCGCACCGAUACAUAGACGAUUUACAAUCUCUGAUCUUCCUGAUCUGUUACGUUAUGAGUCUUAAGCUAAAGAAGGAAGACAUCGUCUUCGAUAUGGAGGAACUUCUGGAUCUGGAGAAAAAGAAGGAAGAAUGGAAUGCUGGUUGCGUCAACGUCCGUAAUAGUCCGAAAGCCUUAGACUUCAGGAUACCGGCCUGAUGGAUUCCCUUCUUGCAGCUGGCAGCCAAUCUGGACGACAACGGCCUCGGCGCCCCUACGUCCGCCUGGUGCACCUUCAUCAAGGAAUCAGCCAAGCUGGUGCGGGAUGCUCGAACCGCUUUGGAUCACCUGAGUGACAUCCCGGACCAGAUGCACGAAAUCGAGAACCAGUGCUUUUAUGACCUACACGUUUUGACGAAAGCGACCCUAGACGACAUGUCUGAAGUAGUUUUGGGAUGAUUUCUU
Messenger RNA from Filobasidium floriforme, 2796 nucleotides. RefSeq lists its product as uncharacterized. NCBI's taxonomy places the organism in Eukaryota, Fungi, Basidiomycota, Tremellomycetes, Filobasidiales, Filobasidiaceae. The record is from RefSeq and is a predicted model, not a curated record. The transcript has 4 exons. The coding region runs from base 115 to 2550 and encodes 811 amino acids.